GGUUUUCAUCUUGGAUUUUUAGGGCCAUUUACGGAGGUUGUAACGUGUCCUCUUGAUCUAUUUAAUCCUUCAAACCGCUCCGUAAUUUUUAAGGUUAAAACGACGGUUCCGAAACGGUAUUGUGUUCGUCCAAAUUCUGGAAUUAUAAAGUCUAAUGAAAAAAGUUCAGUUUCUAUAAUGCUUCAACCGAGUGAUACCGCUAAUGCUGAAGAAGAAAAAACUAAGCAUAAGUUUAUGGUCCAAAGCAUGUACGUCCCUGAGGAAGAAUAUUCUUUAGAUACUAUUUGGAAAACUACAGACCCAUCUGAGAUUAUGGACACAAGAUUGAAAGUUGUUUUUAAGCCUUCUGACGAAGCUCCACAUCAUGAAGAAGUACCGACGGAAGCUGUCCAUCAAGAAAAAGUUUUAAUUCUGAACGAAUUCUGUGAGACUCACUGUUUUGUAAUUGAUAAAAGUAAAUGUGUCCUCUUCACGUUCCAUAAAGAUUUAAAUUUAAGGAAAGUGGGACUGGAGCCGCCAGCGAACCGGUGA
Messenger RNA from Enterobius vermicularis (human pinworm), 531 nucleotides. The record is from the annotation of a GenBank genome assembly. Lineage: Eukaryota; Metazoa; Nematoda; Chromadorea; Rhabditida; Oxyuridae.